This is a messenger RNA of Meloidogyne enterolobii, 252 nucleotides long. NCBI's taxonomy places the organism in Eukaryota, Metazoa, Nematoda, Chromadorea, Rhabditida, Meloidogynidae. The record is from the annotation of a GenBank genome assembly.
UUUUGUUGUUUGGCAUCUCUUCAAAAGAAAAUGUUUUGGACAACAACAGCAACACCUUCUCUAGUUUUAUUCUUUUCUCUUUCAAUUUCUGCUAUAACAAUUACUCUUUUUAAUUGUUCGAAGAAGAAAGAAGAAAAGCCAAAGACGAAAACGACGAAGAAAACCAAAACUACAAAUAAAAAGACAACUAAAUCUCCAGUAAAGAAGGUAAAAGAUAUUUUAAAAUUAAUCCCUUCUUGUUUUUUAAUUUAG